ACUUCCGCAAAUAGAGCGUCCCACUUCCGGUAUUUAGAUAACCAUAACAAACAUGGCGACUUACAGGCAGGUUGGCAGGUUGUUGGGCAUUUCAGCAAGGCUUUCGCGUCCUAUUUCAGUCAGUGGAUAUCAGUGUGCCCAAUUACACUGGCCUUCACAUAACACAGCAGUCCCAAACAGAUGGCCUCAAAACCCCCAUUGGGUUAUUCCUGGAAGGACCAUGUUUGUGCAGACGCAGGACACACCAAAUCCAAACAGUCUAAAGUUUCUGCCCGGCCGUACAGUUCUUGAAUCAGGGACUAUGAAUUUUGCCGGCCCUCGAGAUGCUCACUGCUCACCUUUAGCCAGACAGUUGUUUAGGAUUGAGGGAGUCAAGAGUGUCUUCCUGGGCCCCGACUUUAUCACCAUAUCAAGGUCUGAUGAAAAUAUGGAAUGGAAAGUUAUCAAGCCCGAUGUAUUUGCUGCUAUCAUGGACUUUUUCACUUCUGGACUUCCUGUGGUCAAUGAGGACAGCACGCCUAGUGCAGAUACAGCACCGUCAGAUGAUGACGACGAAGUAGUCGCUAUGAUCAAAGAACUGCUGGAUACUCGAAUAAGGCCAACAGUGCAGGAGGAUGGAGGUGAUAUUGUGUAUAGGGGGUUUGAGGACGGUGUUGUGAAACUGAAGCUGCAGGGCUCCUGCACCAGCUGUCCCAGCUCCAUGGUUACUUUGAAAAGUGGAAUUCAAAACAUGCUGCAGUUUUACGUCCCCGAAGUUGAAUCAGUGGAGCAGGUGAAAGAUGAGGAUGAGGAGGAGGCUGCUCAAGUUUGAACUGCACUCAAACAACAUUCCUCCGUCCCCUGGCCACCUCCUUUAACACAAGCCAUAGUUGCAAGAAAAUAAGCUGGUGUACAGUAUAGCAUAGCUGUCAUCAUCAUUCAUAGAGAUGUUAUUGAUUUUGCUGGCUGUUUUCUGUACCGUGAUUAUAAAAGAAGAAGAAGAAGUUGGACAGUAGAGCACCGGUCAUAGGAACUACUGGCUGUACAGCUGAAAUAGAUUAUAUUUGUUAUUUUGCAUUGUUACACCUUUUUGAAUCAGUCACUAGUCAAAACAGCCUUAAGGCUUAAAAUACAUAUACUGUAUGUGUAUAAAUAAAGUUUGUUGGAAUAUUUUAUUACAGUUGUGCCUAUAUAUAAUCUGUGUAACCGCUCUUAAAAGAAAUGAAGAUGGCAGUCUGAGAUCUGAGAUGUUUUUAUUAGAGCAUGAUCAACUGGACUGAUAGAUUGUAAGGUGUCAUAUAUCAGAUAUACAUUUUUCUAAACAUGAGCAUCAAGGUUUAAGCCUCUUAAAAAUCUGAAAAUAUUGGUAAUGUUGACGUACAUAAUCUCUUAUUUACAAAUAUCUAAAGAA
Molecule: messenger RNA, 1390 nt
Organism: Cottoperca gobio
Lineage: Eukaryota; Metazoa; Chordata; Actinopteri; Perciformes; Bovichtidae
Gene: nfu1
Product: NFU1 iron-sulfur cluster scaffold homolog (S. cerevisiae)
Exons: 8
Coding region: 53-811 (252 amino acids)
Biological process (GO): iron-sulfur cluster assembly
Cellular component (GO): mitochondrion
Molecular function (GO): iron-sulfur cluster binding; iron ion binding
Source: RefSeq, a predicted model, not a curated record